AUGAGUAAGAACUCAGCGGUGGUUAACGUGGAGACGUGGAUCUCUGAGAACAAGAAUGCCUUCCUUCCUCCGGUCUGCAACAAACUCAUGUGAGUCAGUUUACUGAAAAAUCAGAAAAAAAGACAUCAGAGGAAACUCUAUGAUAUCUGUGUGCAGCUACAACAUGAAAGAAUAACGGUUAUAUGAUGUAAUGAACUAUCACUUUUAUGCUGAUGUAUCAAGUGAAUCUGAAAACAGAUACUUCUCCCUCUUAGGCACUUUUGCCAGCUGAACAUCAUGUUUGUUGGGGGUCCAAACACAAGGAAGGAUUAUCACAUUGAAGAGGGGGAGGAGGUCAGAAAGUGUUCUGUAUAAAGUCUCACAUACUCUUAUCAAUUCCUGAUAUUAUUUAACCCUGCAACUUCUGGUUUGCUCUAAUUCCAAGGAGUAAUGGUAAUUAAAUUGAAUAUUGAUACCUUUAUUGUCUUUGCACAUUGCAUAAUAAAAUUUCUUGCCUCUCACUGAAAGAAAGGGUCUUUAAAGCCGUCUUUGUUCCUAACUGGAACAAACUGUAGAGCAGCAACAAUCUGUCAAAUAAUUCCUUCUUCCUGCCUCCUGCUGCAGUUAACAUGCUGAGCUGCUAGGAUUUUACAUGUUAAGGAUGACAGGUGCUCAUGUGACUGACACAUGUAGCCUAACUCACGUUAUGCAGUUAGUCAACAGUCAGACCUGAGUUACAUGUUCAUGUCCGUGAUCAUUGUCUGCAUGAGACCAAAGAUUUCUUCAGUCUUCAGUUGCAUCAUGUCUGAAAAACACUUGUUUUAUCAGUACCGCAAAAUCAAGAGCAGUAUGUGCUCUUUUUUAUUAUACAUGAUUUCUGGUCAAACUAAUGACUAUGAUGCAACAUUUUGGCGCUUUUCCAUUGUGAGCAGUGUGCACUGUUUCAGUUUUGGGUCAGAUAUGGUUAAAUUUCUUCUGUGAAUGUGUCUAACACUAUAACCAAUUAUCAGCACCUUCUUGAUGAACACUUGAGUGACUACAUUUUUCUUGUUUUCUCUACUUCGUUAACCACACAACAUAGUGGUAUAAUAUUAAAAUCACUUAAAUCACUCUGAAGUUAUCUAGCAAAGUUGGCAUUAAAAUAGCAAUUUGCCUGUUGGUUUCAAUUAAAUUAAUAUUGGCUUUGUUGAUCCAUUUUGCCGCAUAUAAGACAGCAUGAGGUUACAUAACAAGCUGCCAUGAAGAUUUUGUUUUUAGUCAUUUCUUUUAAUAUCACCUCCUCCUGGCCAUCAGCAUAUAAAGAGAUAACUUCACAGUGCCAAGAGUGUUUAAAUGGAGAGUUCUGCUGCUUCAAUUCUCUCAACAUAAAUUCUCAUAGUUGUUGCCUUGGACACCAUUUAAAAGUAUUAAGAUUUUGAUUCUGCUAAUAGUAGGCUAAGACAUGAUGAUGUAACCUAUGUUGUUGGUUUUAAAACGUUUAAAUGACUUGGCGAGAUGCGCCAUGGUCCUAUUUUCUUGAUUUUCUUCCAAAGUAUUUUUGGUUUAUCUUCCAUUUUACAUUUUUUUUUAUAAACACUAGUAACUAACAGCGCAGCACAACAUUUGUCUGUACAGUCUUUUUGCCACAACUUGAGAAUGUAACUAUAAUAUUAUAUUAUCUAUAUGAUUAUGUUUUUUUGUCAUUUUGUGUUUUAAACAGCUCUUCUACCAGCUACAGGGAGACAUGUGUCUGAAAGUGAUUGAAAAUGGGAAACACAAGGACGUACAUAUCAAGGAGGGAGAGGUGACUUUUACAAUCAUUUUAUUUUUAUGUAUCUAUGUUAGUAUUUAUGUGAAGCUGCCUUACCUUGUUGACACUGCUGUGGAUUAAGUCAGUUUACCUCCUAUCACACAUGCUGUUGUGUGACUGUGUGUUGUUCACAUAGUUUAUCUUCAACAGUCGUAGUUCAUUCAUGUCUCUCUGUUUUACUCAGAUGUUUCUGCUGCCGGCUCGCAUCCCUCACUCUCCCCAAAGACAAGCCAACACUGUGGGUCUGGUGGUUGAGAGGAGACGACUGCUGACUGAAACUGACUGUCUCAGGUGUGAUACUGUUUCUUCUGGUCUUAUCUUCUGUUGUUUUCUUUUUGAGUAAAAAGAACAACAGAGGAUACAUGACAAACAAAAAGUUGUGAUUACUCCAGAGUUUUGAGCACUGAUAUUUUCUUGUAUGAAUUCUGCUGUUUAGCUAUGACACCUUUUGGGUGUGAAGAAAACAGUUUUUGUUCAGUAACAUUAGGUUCUGACUGGUAUUAUCAGUGUGUGUGCCAGUGAGAUUUGAGUUAUCAAUAAGGUAACAGUGCUGUGGAUCAUGGGUUAAUCUGACCAAAAGCCUCACGCUAAAGACUAACAAAACAAUAAGACAGUCUUUGCCCACUCUCUUAAUCAAUCUUUCGCAGUAAAGCUAAAGUCUAAUUUGAGUCCUACAACUCUGGAAACUUUACUCAAUGUUUGUGUCUCAAGGUAUUAUGUGGAGAACAGCACCGGCAUCCUGUUUGAGAGAUGGUUUUACUGUGAGGACCUGGGAACACAGCUGAUACCUAUUAUCAAAGAGUGAGAACAUCAAGCAUACCACUAAUAUAAGGAUAUUAAAAUCAAUCAAUCAGUUUAUGGAUUAAUAAAUAUAUUUAUCAAUGGGUCUGAUCAGGUUGGGGAUUUUUUGUGCUCCUUCUGCAGGUUCAUGGCGUCAGAGCAGUUCAGAACAGGAAAACCUGAUCCAGGUGAGUCCUCCUUCAGCCGGCUAUGAACAAGGACUCUGAACCCUAAACAGUACAGUGUUUGGAUGUGACACGCAAUGUAAAUCUUUAAUCUGAGGAGCUUUGUGCAGUUGCAGUCAAUUUACCCCCUAGAUAUGAUAAAAAAAAUAUAUAUAUAUUUAUUAUUAUUAAUUAUUUAUUUAAUGAUGAUCUUUGGAUGAACAGAUGAGAAGUUCAGAGAGCCUCCAUUCCAGAUGAAUUCCAUGAGGGUGAUGUCUCCGUUCAACUUCAAGCUGUGGUUGGACAAACAGAGACCGACUCUGACCAGCAAGGGGAAGGUCGAAAUGUUUGGAGAUCAGUUUGAGACACAGGUAACAGGGAGCAGUUUUUUCAGAGAGCUUCUUAAACCACAAAUACUCGGUUGAAAGUAGUAAAAAAUAUGGAACACUCCCAAACUAGUUAAUUAUAUCGCUGUUAUCUGGUGGAUAAAACUCACAAAGGAGGGGACAUUAAAUUUGAUACUUUACUAUUUUAGAGCACUAUUUACGAGUCUUAGCUGUUGCUUCUGUUGUUUUAACAUUUUCUUUGUAAAUUUUAGCUGCAGAAAAAAGCCCGAAGAGGAGUGCAAAUCCUCUGCAGUAAAAACCGUGUUAAAUGUUAUAGUUGCAAAAGUGCACCUGAUGAGUUAGCAGGGACACAGUAAGAGUAAUGUUGAUAAAUGAUAACUUGUGUAUUUUAACAGGUGAUUGUGUUCGGUCCUGGACACACUGGGAAGUCAGUGCAGCAGAGUGAUGUGUGGAUCUGGCAGAUGGUUCGUAAACUUGUUCUUUAGUUUUCCUCUCAUGCUCUCAGAGCUGUUUCUUGCCUUUUUUCUCUUUCUCUAAUACAGUUAUUUUUCUCUGUGUGUCUUUGUCUCCUAAGGAGGGAAACUCUACAGUGACCAUGAACCAGCAGCAGCUGAAACUCUCUGCUGGAGACAGUUUACUUAUACCUGAUAACCAACAGUGAGUCAAUGUAAAAAUCAUGACUAUCUCUAUGAGACUGUGAGAAAGUGAGAUGUUUUAAAUAGUUUGAGUUAAUAGAGUUCCUCCAAUCAAGGAAUUGAAAGACAAAGAUAUCUUUCCAUUGGCUAAAGUUUUAAAACCUAGUCAGUGACUGUCAAGCUGUAUUGAUUUGCUACAUGUGGACAAUCUGCUGGACAACCUGCUGUACCUGAGGGCACCGUGAUGAAACACUAUAAACAUUUUUUCUGCUUUAUAUGUUGUGUGAAAAUAGUCACUUCAGUGCAAAGAGCGUAAAUGCAGACACUGAUACACGUCUGUGAAGAAGGGAGGGGAAAAUUGUAGGGAUAAUAGAUUUGUUGGGCUAUUUAUUGAAGCAAUGUCUGUCAGCUCUGAAUGAUGUGAUUUAGACUUGUUCCUUACAGGUAAAAUGUCCUUGUCUUUUUCAGGUAUGAGUGGCAGAGGGAGGAAGGGACUGUUGCUCUCUUUGUGGUUCAGAACCCUGAGAGGAAGAGACCCUGAACAUUACACAUUUAAUAUGCAGUGCCCUGUAGAAAUGCAGAGAUUUAAUGAACAAACAGCAUGUACUAAUUCAGAUGAUGUUAGCUGCAAGAUACAAGAUACACGGCUGGAAACCAGCGGUAAUUAUAGUCGUUUAAAGACGAUUGAUAGUUCUCACUACACAGUGAUGCAGCAAAUGUAUGAUGAUCCAUCAGACCAUCAUGCAUUGCUGCAGGCUAAACCAUCAAAAUGCAUAAAAAUGAAAUAAUUUCAGCCAGAUAUUUAAAAAAGUAAAACCCAGUAUUCAAAAUAAUCUAGCAGGAAUAUUCCACAGGUUACAAACCUUAUAGUUACGCAUUUUACAUUAUUUUACUAAUGUUUAGUUUUACUGAUAAAACAUGUGGGAUGAGAGACUUUUCAUCAUACUUUCAUGGCAGUAAAGGAUGAAAAUAUAUUUGAACAAAGUAUUAUAAUACACAGUAUUAUAUUUGUGUUUAAGCAGGUGUACUAUAACUUCAUUACUCACUGGUAGUGUUGUAAAAUACCGGUUCAUUUAUCAUGCUAGCAUUAAUCAACAAAUUGAAACUGUAAACUGCAUUGAUGAAUGUGCUCUGAGAUAAAAUUAUGAGUUCUGAUCAUUUUUUAAAAUAAACACGACCACUCUCAAUGUUUGAUCAUGCCAUUGUUUUUUUUUUUUUUUAAACCUCCUUGUUUUAGCCCCCAAUAUGUUUCAAAACCAAUUGUAAGAUCUCACAGCUGUCAUUUUUCUCUUUGUGCUACUUAUCUGACUGAUUACAUAUGAUCCGGUGAGCAGCAAUAGAUAUUCAGGUCUCUGAGGAAUUUCUUGGUAUUGGACAUGCCCCUCCAUAUCAGCAUAGAAAGUGUAAACUUCUCGCUGGGCACCUUGGAGAGAGAGGGGAGGACAUGAAGCACAUGGUCGGGCUGGACUUGAACCUGCAAUUGCUGCAGGGACUGUGGCCCACAUACAUAGGGCAUGCUAACCCACUCGGCCAUCCGUGCACCCCUGAAUUGACUAUUUUUGAUGAUCCUCUGCUGUAAUCUCUUUUGUUUGAGCAUCUUUCCUCACCUCACUUUUUCCUUCUAGUUAAAUAUCAGCUAAUAUGCUUCAACACAGCACACAGCACUCUAUGAAUGAACCUUCUCACCCAUGACCUUCAAUAGCUUUUAAGCGUUGUGGAGAUUGUCCAUGAUCAUCCUCUGGACAGCUGUCAAGUCAGCCAUCUUCCUCAUGACUGUUGUUACAUGUUCUGAGGAACCACUACUACUACUACUACUAAGGGCUCAUUGUUUGACAUUACUAUGAAACAAAGAUGAAAUCAAGGCCAAAUAGUCCAGCUCUAGUGGCGCCUGUGAUUUCAAUAAGCAUUUCAGGUGGUAUAAUCAUGGAUAAAGAGAUAUUAGGUCCACUUUCAGUUAAAUUGAUCCAGUAGAUCACAGAACCAGAGGAGAUUGACCAUCAAAAUCCAGCUGUAGAGCUCCACCUCCUCAGCCUACUCCUACUCCUGCUUUUGGACUUUGAAUCACAGAGAGAUUUAAAUGUUGACCGGAGUAGCAGGUUGAUAACAGAGGAUUCACAAACUGCAACAAAAUGUGUCAGAACUCGGCUGUGAUUAACGUGGAGUCGUGGAUCACCCAGAACAGCAAUGCCUUCCUACCUCCGGUCUGCAACAAACUCAUGUGAGUCAGUUUAUUGGGAAAUCAAACAAAGACAUCAGAGAAGACUCUCUGUGACUUCCUGUGUGCAGCUACGACAUAAAGAAAUUAUGAUGUAAAGAAUUAUCAUUUUUAUGCUGAUGUAUCAAAUGAAUCUGAAUAUAAAUAUUUAUACCUCACAGGCUCUUUUGCCAGCUGAACAUCAUGUUUGUUGGGGGUCCGAACACAAGGAAGGAUUAUCACAUCGAAGAGGGAGAGGAGGUCAGAAAGAGCUCUGUAUAAAGUCUCACAUACUCUUUACAAUUCCUGAUAUUAUUUAUCCCCACAGCUCCUUGUUUGCACUUAGUUCAAAGAGUAACAACAUAGUUAACUCUUUUUUCUUUCAGUUUCCACAGCCCGAGUACUAAAGUCUUUCUAACAGGAGCAAACCUCACAGAGUGGCAACAAUUUGUCAAAUAAUUUAUUUUAUCUACCUCCUGUUUGGUUAGCAUGAAGAGAUGUAUGUUCUUUUUUAUGUUACAAAAUGUCUGGCCAAAACCUGUCUCAAUGCAAGAUUUUGGAGCCUUUCCAUUUCCAAACGACUUUGCACUGUUUUACUUUGGGGUCAAACAGGGUUACAUUUCUCACAUUCGCUUGCCUGAGGCUUGAUACACUUUUUCUUGCUUAAUCAACCAUGGAUGUUUCUGUGAUAUUGCUCACAAUGAGCAUCCAGUUCCAAAACAUUUAAAACAUUUGAUAUUUGUGUUGUGUUCUUUGACAAGUCUAUCUAAUAAAUUACUGUAAAGUUUUUAUUAUACUGCCCCCUCCUGGUUGUUUAGUAACAUUCGUAGGUAAAGCUUAACUUCACAUCCAAGUCUAGGUAAAACUUCUGGAAGCAGUUAAUUUUGAUAAGGAUUAUUUCUUUGAUUAACCAUAAUUUGAUAAUCAAAGUGAUGUUGUUUGUGUUUUAAACAGCUCUUCUACCAGCUACAGGGAGACAUGUGUCUGAAAGUGAUUGAAAAUGGGAAACACAAGGACAUAUAUAUCAAGGAGGGAGAGGUGACUUUUACAAUCAUUUUAUUUUUAUGUAUCUAUGUUAGUAUGAAUCUGAAACUGCCUUACCUUGCUGACACUGCUGUGGAUUAAGUCAGUUUACCUCCUAUCACACACUGCUCUGUGUGACUGUGUGUUGUUCACGCAGUUUAUCUCCAACAGUCUUAGUUCAUUCAUGUCUCUCUGUUUUGCUCAGAUGUUUCUGCUGCCAGCACGCAUCCCUCACUCUCCCCAAAGACAAGCCAACACUGUGGGUCUGGUGGUUGAGAGGAGACGACUGCUGACUGAAACUGACUGUCUCAGGUGUGAUACUGUUUCUUCUGGUCUUUUGUUAUGUUAUUGUCUCUUUUGUCCCUUUUGUCAUAUGGAUUAAAUACUCACCAGAUGAUACAGGGACAAAAAGGAAUAGGGUUAUAAUAACAAGAAUUUCAACCUCAAAGUGUUGGAGAAAAAACAAAGCAGCAGAGCAUUGUUUAGACCUGCUCCUUACAGUACAACAAUGAUAGUAUUAUCUUUUACUAUUACUAUCAUUACUUGAAAAUUUGUUAUUUUAUUUAGUUUUUUUUUUUUUUUUUACUGAGCAUCGUCAUACAACAUUAUUAUUGUUAGCUAGCUGCUAGCUAAUGUCACAGGUUGGGGCAGUUUGUUGACUGACCUGUAAACACUGAAAGAAAGCUGCGUGGAUCUGUUGUGUUUUAAAACUUUCCUCUGCUCCUGCCAGACGGCAGUAGAGAGCACUAAAUGAGCUUUACCAUAUCCUGCCCAACCAGGGGGAGGCUGCCCCCUUGUGGCACUUUCGAGAAUUGAACCUAAAAACCAUUAGCUUUAUAUUGAGACUACUAUUUGUAUAAAAUAAAUGUGACAAAGUAUUGUUGUGCAUCACAGUAGAAGGCACUUGAUUAGAAGUCUGAGUAUCUUUUGCAUCUCACAGAUAAAUGAGAUGCAAUGGUUACAUUUACUGUACUGCAUAUACUGUACUGUGAAAUCGAAACACUUAAUUUUUGUUUGUGUCUUCAGGUAUCAUGUUGGGAACACUACUGAUAUUUUGUUUGAGAGGUGGUUUUACUGUGAGAACCUGGGAACACAGCUGGUACCUAUUAUUAAAGAGUGAGACCAUCAAGCAUACUGCUUAUAUAAAGAUAUUCAAAUUUAUCGAUUAGUUUAUAGAUUAAUAAAUUUAUUUAUUAAUGGGUCUGAUCAGUUUGGGGAUUUUUGUGCUCCUUCUGCAGGUUCAUGGCAUCAGAGCAGUUCAGAACAGGAAAACCUGAUCCAGGUGAGUCCUCCUUUACCUGCUAUGAUAACCAAACACAUACUGGCUGGGAGUCAGGGGUUGAGCGGGGUUGUCUUCCAGACAGAAGGUUGGCAUCAAGCCCUUGACGCAAAAGUUUACAUACCCUAAACUGGCAGCGUAAAGCUCAUACACUGAAGAGCUUGGUGCAGUUGCAGUCAAUUUUCUCUGAUGACUAAAUUUAAAUAACAUCCCCUGGCUGAUUAGUUGUGAAGUCAUUGUUGUGUGAUGAUGACAUUUGGAUGAACAGAUGAGGAGUUCAGAGAGCCUCCAUUCCAGAUGAACACCAUGAGGGUGAUGUCUCCAUUCAACUUCAAGCUGUGGUUGGACGAACAAAGACCGACUCUGACCAACAGGGGGCAGGUCGACAUGUUUGGAGAUCAGUUUGAGACACAGGUAACAGGAAAUGGGGAGAUUUACACUCCCUCUCUCUCUCUCUCUCUCUCUCUCACACACACACACACACACACACACACACACACACACACACACACACACACACACACACACACACACACACACACACACACACACACACACACAAACGCACACACAACAAUUAUCAUAUCGAAAAGUGGUAACUACGGUUUCCAACAAUACUCAGCCCUGAUCAUCUCUGUGUAAGGUUAGUUCAUGUUAUAAAGAAACACCUGUACAGGCGUUUUAAUUAAAUCUAGAGGCUAUUUCUAUGAUUCUAUGAUUCAGUUUUCAAUCUUAACUACCUCAUUUACUAAUAAUUGACUACUGUGAAAGUGCACUAGGGCCUGUUUCCACUGACAGCCUUCAGGCACUGGCAGCUCCUGUUCUCUAAUCAAACCCAGUGCAGUUUAGUGUUACCAGUACUCAUCCUCCUAUUCCCAAAACUACCAUGAGUGUGAGCUGUUAUGCGAUUAUUGCUGUGAUGACAGCGCUCUGGUUUGAAAAUUGUAAAACUUUUUGAACAACUCCACGCUUGUCAGUAUCACUUACACCUUAAUGACUGAUCAAAAUAAUGAAGAAGCGGGACUACUAAUACUAACUUAAAUGCAUAACUUAACUUACAACUUCAAUGCUAAAAAGACUAUCUUCAAGUGUGUAAUUACCAGAAACUAGCUUUUUCUAAUUAAAGUACAUGAUUCCUUUUUACUGUUUUGACUUUUUUUGUAGAAUUUCCCUGAUUUAUAGCAAAUAUGAUGUCUUUGUAUCAUGUUAAAUUAUGUAAAUAUUAAGGAUGCAGAGCGAUUUAAAACAUACAGGAAAGUGGAAGUGCUGUUUCAUGACUUUUGUUACAGUACUUACCAGCAUUAACUACCAUUUGGAAAGCACUUUGAAAUUGAUGAUAAUGAUGGACAUGAUGAAUGGUAACAUGUAUAUUUUAACAGGUAAUUGUGUUUGGUUCUGGACACACUGAGACAUCAGUGCAGCAGAGUGAUGUGUGGAUCUGGCAGACGGUAGGUUCUCUAAAUAUGUUCUCUAGUUUUCCACCAUGCUCUAAGAGCUGUUUCUCAUCACUUUGUCUGUUUCACAUGAAGUGAUUUCUCUCUCUUUCUCUUUGGUUGUUUCCUUCAGGAGGGAAACUCUACAGUGACCAUGAACCAGCAGCAGUUCGAACUCUCUGCAGGAGACAGUUUACUCAUCCCCGAACACCAACAGUGAGUCAAUAUCAAGAUUAAUGACUGACUAUUAGACUGUGUGAAAAUAACACAGUAUAAAGGUAUUUACAUUUUUACUUUCUUGACGGAUUAAAUAACUAGAGAUCAACAAAUGAAGGAAUUAUGAAACUAACAUAUCUUUUCAUAGGCUUGAAUACCCAGAUUUGGUUCAGUAUGAAGUCAAUUGAAGCAAAAUCUCUGCACAGAUUUAAAUUUGCUGCUAAUUCUUAGAGUGAUUCCAGCAGCUCUGAAUGAUGUGAUUUAAACUUUUUUAAAGCUAAAAUGUCCUUGUGUUUUUCAGGUAUGAGUGGCAGAGGGCGGAGGGGACUGUUGCUCUCUUUGUGGUCCAGAACCCUGAGAGGAAGAGACCCUGA
Messenger RNA from Xyrichtys novacula (pearly razorfish), 10213 nucleotides. The record is from the annotation of a GenBank genome assembly. Lineage: Eukaryota; Metazoa; Chordata; Actinopteri; Labriformes; Labridae.